AUUUCACUUCGAGUCCCGAGUUGACCAUGGCUUCUCCAGCAUCGCCUGCUUGGUCGCCUGGGCACUUGAAGCUGCCGCGGAAGAUGGGCCGCGUGGACUUCAGCGUGCGCGAAGCGGCCUUCGCCGUGGGCAUGUCCCCGGCGAGGGAGCCGCCAGGAAUGCACCCGAUGCCGGAGAACGAGCAGGAACUGCGCAUGGUCCAGGCAGAGCGUUCCGAACGGGUGGAUCCGAGCGCCUCACGUCGCGCGCGGGACGAGGCACGUUUCUCCCUGGAGGCCAAAGUUGCUGCCUCAGUGGAAGCCCGUCUACAGGUGGUGGAAGAGGCGGUUUUGGAGCUGAAUCAAGACCUCAUGGCUGCUGCUUCGCAGCUGCGUCAGAUCCAGGCUGAGCCACGAGGCUUCGAGCUGGAGAAGGCCUUGGACCAAAGAGUCAUGGACUUGGAGGAAGACUUGACCUUGGUGGUGACCGAGGUGGAGUUGAGGUUAAGGCACCUCAGUGGCCAUCUCAACCAGGACGUGGCCACAGACGUGUUCGACUGGCCCAGGCGUCGACGAGCAAUAGAGGGCGCCUACGGAGGCGUGCACGUGGUGGGAACGCAAGAAAAUCGGAUCGGAUCAUGGUGCUCUCGCGUCGGCGCUCAGAGCCACCGCGGCGAGGUAGAGCCGCCCAUCGAGGUCAAAAAAACCUCCAUCAUCCCAUCUCAGGAACUGGAAGAGAUCAGGGAGUGGAUGCGAAACUUUGAAGUGGAGCUGAAGAAGCGAUGCUUUGGGACAGAAGCUUUGCAACAGGUGAGGACCGAAGUGACCCACCAGCUCGAAACAGAGGUUCUUGCAGACGUCCGGCAGCGCUUGAGCUUCCUGGGCAACGAAGUGGAAGAAACCAAGCGAGGCAUUGAGGACUUGCAGGCAUUGAAAGAAGUCCAACAAAAGGCGAGUCGCACUGAUGAAGAUGCAAAAGACAUGGCCAAGAACACAAGAGAAUUACACCAGGUCAUCACGGGACUUCGACGACAAGUUUUGAGCGAAUUCGAUGCGCUGAAAGACACCAAGAGAGGUGCAGAAGAGAUACAGCAGGAACUGGCUGACGUUGGGCAUCGAACAAGUUCCUUUGACAAUGAGCUGAAGGAAACGAGAAAAGAUGUAGAAGACAUGCAGAAGGCACUAAGAGAAGUGACGGAGAAGACGGCUCGCACAGAUGAAGAUGCAAGGAACAUCGUGAAGAGUACCAGAGAGUUGCAUCAGGUCAUCACUGAAGUUCGCCAACGAUUAAGUUGCAUUGAUACUGAGUUGAAGGAUGCCAAGAAGGGUUCAGAAAACAUGCAGCAGGCAUUGAAAGAGCUGCGCGAGUCAAAAAACACUGCAGACAUAAAGAGCGUUGUUUCAGCAGAUUUGCAGCAGGAACUUGCUGACAUUGGGCAUCGAACAAGUUCCUUUGACAAUGAGCUGAAGGAAACCAGAAAAGAUGUAGAAGACAUGCAGAAGGCACUAAGAGAAGUGACGGAGAAGACGGCUCGCACAGAUGAAGAUGCAAAGAACAUCGUGAAGAGUACCAGAGAGUUGCAUCAGGUCAUCACUGAAGUUCGCCAACGAUUAAGUUGCUUUGAUACUGAGUUGAAGGAUGCCAAGAGGGGUUCAGAAAACAUGCAGCAGGCAUUGAAAGAGCUGCGCGAGUCAAAAAACACUGCAGACAUAAAGAGCGUUGUUUCAGCAGAUUUGCAGCAGGAACUUGCUGACGUUGGGCAUCGAGCAAGUUCCUUUGACAAUGAGCUGAAGGAAACCAGAAAAGAUGUAGAAGACAUGCAGAAGGCACUAAGAGAAGUGAAGCAGAAGACGGCUCGCACAGAUGAAGAUGCAAGGAACAUCAUGAAGAGUACCAGAGAGUUGCAUCAGGUCAUCACCGAAGUUCGCCAACGAUUAAGUUGCUUUGAUACUGAGUUGAAGGAUGCCAAGAAGGGUUCAGAAAACAUGCAGCAGGAACUGGCUGACGUUGGGCAUCGAGCGAGUUCCUUUGACAAUGAGCUGAGGGAGACUCGAAAAGAGGUGGACGACAUUCAGAAGGCAUUGAAAGAAGUCAGGGAGAAGACAGCUCGCACAGAUGACGAUGCGAAGAACAUCGUGAAGAGUACCAGAGAAUUGCAUCAGGUCAUCACAGAAGUUCAGCAAAGAUUGAGUUGCUUCGACACUGAGUUGAUGGACGCCAAAAGAGGAUCAGAAGACAUGAAGCAGGCACUAAGAGAAGUCGAGGAACAGACAGCUCGCACAGAUGAAGAUGCAAAGAACAUCGUGAAGAGCACCAGAGAAUUGCAUCAGGUCAUCACGGAACUUCGGGAGCGUUUGAACUGCUUCGAUGCCGACAUGAAGGAUGCCAGAGAAGGUUCCCAACACCUUGGACAGGUGGUUGCAGGAGUACAGCAGCAAACGGAUGGUUUCUUGUUUGAACUCACUGGCAUGAAGAAGAGCAAAGAAGAAAUGCAGGAGGUCUUCAGAGAAGCUCAAGGACAUGCACAGAGAGAUCUGCAGGUGUUGAAGGGCUCCUUUGAAACCCUUCAACAGGCCUUGGAAGAUGUCUCGGAGAUGGUCACUCAAAGAGAGGCUGAAACAAAGAGCAGGGAACGUGUGACUGAGGAGCUUCACCAGGUUGUUGCAGAAGUGCAGCAGCAAAUGGGCGGCCUACAGUCAGAACUGACCAACAUGAGGAAGGGCACAGAAGACAUGCAGGAGGUCUUCAGAAAAGCUCAAGAAGAUGCGCAGAGAGACCUGGGGGUGUUGAGGGUCUCCUGUGAAGCCCUCCAGCAGGCCUUGGAAGAUGUCUCUGAGAAGAUAACUCAACAAGAGGCAGAGACAAAGAGCAAGGAUCGUGGCACUGAAUCUCUUCACCAGGUUGUUGCAGAAGUGCAGCAGCAAGUGGGCAGUUUACAGUCAGAACUGCCCAACAUGAGGAAGGGCACAGAAGAAAUGCAAGAGGUCUUCAGAGAAGCUCAAGAAGAUGCGCAGAGAGACCUUGGGGUGUUGAAGGAUUCGUGUGAAGCCCUUCAGCAGGCUUUGGAAGAUGUCUCUGAGAAGAUAACUCAACAAGAGGCAGAGACAAAGAGCAAGGAUCGUGGCACUGAAUCUCUUCACCAGGUUGUUGCAGAAGUGCAGCAGCAAGUGGGCAGUUUACAGUCAGAACUGCCCAACAUGAGGAAGGGCGCAGAAGAAAUGCAAGAGGUCUUCAGAAAAGCUCAAGAAGAUGCUGAGAGAGACCUGGGGGUGUUGAGGGUCUCCUGUGAAGCCCUUCAGCAGGCUUUGGAAGAUGUCUCUGAGAAGGUGGCUCAAAAAGAGGAGGCAGAGAGCAGCGAACGUGGCAUGGAAGCUCUUCACCAGGUCGUUUCCUGCUUCCAGUCGGAGCUGACGAGCAUGAGGAAUGGGACAGAAGACAUGCAGGCGAAGCUCGGGGCGAGUGAAGGGGAUCUUCGGGAGCUUUGGAACGCCUGUCAGCAGUGUCAAGAGGUCUCGACGGCGUCGCAACAGGAGAUUCAGGCCUUGAAGGAGAAGCUCGUGGAACUCCAGGCCGGACACGGAGAACGCACGCUGCCUCAGCUGAUGGAGAGAGAGGAAGAGCUUUUGCAGAGCCACUCGGAGCUCCAAGCAGAGGUCAAGGUCCUGACGCUGGAGGCGCGACAAAGCCGACAUCAGGGCAUCAAGAGCCAAGCGGAGUUGGGCCAGGCCUUGGCCAGCAUCGAGGAGAACCGCACCUCCAAUGCACGAAGCUUUGAGGACUUCGAAGCCAAGUUGCACUCCGUGGCCCAGCGUGCUGAAGAAUGUGAGGCUUGGCAGAGCAACUCGCGCCCAGAGGAGCUUUGGGAGUGCUGCGCCCAACUGCUGCGGAGCUGUGAGCUGGAGCUCACCGAGGAGCGAGGUCAGCGUGCCGAGGAAGUAGCAGCUGUGACGACCGGCCUGCGGGAACAGCAGGAUCAAGGGCUGAAGCUGCAGGAGCACCUUUGGCAGCUCCAGGAGGGCCCUUUGGAAAGCUUGGCGCUCAUGGCUGAGGAGUGGAGAGCCGGCCUUUGUGAGCUUCGUGUGGCCUUAGAGGACACAGCUCAAGAGGAGUCGCUGGUGGAGCUUCGCUCGGCGGUGACGCUGGAGAUGGCGGAGGCCAGGUCGUUCGUCUCCGAGAGCUUGGCCGAGCAGGCUGAGCGGUUCAGCGAGGAGCUUCUGCAGGACUCGCGGCGAAAGGGCUUGGAGCUGGAAGGGGUGCGACGGCAGCUCCUGGAAACUGUGGAGGAUCGCAUCGCACUGCGGCGGCAGCUCUUGGACAUGUGUCGGGACCGGUCUGCCCCGCGGCACGGCGCGCCCAAAAGAGUUGCCGCCGAGCGAGCGAGCGAGGUUGAGCCGGGGCAGCAGGAAGG
Molecule: messenger RNA, 4387 nt
Organism: Durusdinium trenchii
Lineage: Eukaryota; Dinophyceae; Suessiales; Symbiodiniaceae
Source: the annotation of a GenBank genome assembly